This is a messenger RNA of Halichondria panicea, 4241 nucleotides long. RefSeq names its product cytosolic carboxypeptidase 2-like. Bases 113 to 4138 code for a protein of 1341 amino acids. Lineage: Eukaryota; Metazoa; Porifera; Demospongiae; Suberitida; Halichondriidae. The transcript has 22 exons. The record is from RefSeq and is a predicted model, not a curated record. Gene Ontology annotation, molecular function: metallocarboxypeptidase activity; zinc ion binding. Gene Ontology annotation, biological process: proteolysis.
GUGACCACAGGAUGUAAACCUCGUGUAUAAACAUUGUAUCACUAUGGCAACAGACAAGCUAUUUUACAUGUUGUGGUUACAUCAAAGGCUUUCAUAUUGAGGAGAUCAAAGGAUGUGUGGGAACCUGGAGGAACUGAGCAGGGACCUCGCUCUCUCUUCAAUGCAGCAAUGCCCUGAGGAGUACAUCAAACAGACCCUCAUAGCUCACGGGUUCUUCAAGCGAUCCAAGAACACAGACUCCAGUAGCCAAUUGCUUGACAAGGACUCCAAGGAUGAGACUACAAAGAACGAGGUGGACGAUAAGGGAAAAACCCCUGGUGGUAUCAGUGAGGAGGACAAGAGACGGACGACCCAGCUCAUCUCCUUGGUGAAGGAGGGACGGGAGGUCCACAAACUGAGGGAGCCUCGGAGCCUCUACCCUCUCAGAGGGCAACAGCAGCUCUCUCUCAGGAACCUUCCACUCUGGCCUGCUGAGGUCUCCUGUGUCAAAGUGGAGCACAGGUUUGUGCGUGGGGUUCCCUCUAGUCCUGAGCGCUUCUUAAUACCAGAGAGUGAGGUUGUGUCUCCUAAAAUAAGGAGUGGAAAACAUGGUGGCACUGUCGUCUACACCAACCCUCUUGGGCAUGAGAAAUUUUUCACCAGUUCCCGUGCCGGCCCGACCCCCGGCCUGUACAGCCCCUCCCCCAAGUCUGAGUCUACCACAAUGCUGUUUGAAUCACGCUUUGAGAGUGGAAACCUGGCCAAGGCCGUACAAGUUGGGCGGUGGGACUAUGAGUUGUACCUCCGCUAUGACCUCUACACCAACAAGCACACUCAAUGGUUCCACUUCAGUGUCUCCAACAUGCGUGUGGGGCAGACCUAUCGAUUCACAAUAGUCAACCUGUACAAGGCUGGGAGUCUGUACAAUGAAGGGAUGCAGCCGGUCAUGUACUCUGUGAUGGAGGGCAAACAGACCGGUGUGGGGUGGAGGAGAGCUGGUAACGCCAUCAAAUACUUCAAGACCACUAUCAGAAGGACUGAUACGAAGCAAGAGGCCUAUCAUUACGGCCUGACAUGGUCUUACAAGUUUGAGCAUGACAAAGACACUUGCUACUUUGCUCACUGCUACCCGUACACCUAUUCUGACCUUCAGGACUAUGUUCAAAGAUUGUCAUCUGGUUCUAAAACCUCUGGCUUUGUGAAGGCUCGUAGUCUGUGUCAGAGUAUUGCUGGCAAUAGCGUGCCCAUCCUCACCAUCACCUCCCCCGUCAAGACCCAGGCUAAGAGCAGAGCCAAGAGAGCGGUAGUGAUAACAGCUAGAGUACAUCCUGGGGAGACUAACGGCUCAUGGAUGAUGAAGGGAUUCCUGGACUUCAUCACAGGACAGUCUCCUGACGCUAAGGUGCUGAGAGAAAACUUUGUGUUCAAGGUGAUCCCAAUGCUGAACCCUGAUGGUGUGAUUGUGGGCAACUAUCGAUGCUCUCUGGCAGGCACAGACCUCAACAGAAACUAUCGCUCCAAACUAGAGUCCUAUCCCACCAUAUUGGCUGCUAAAGCCAUGGUCAAAAAAUUGGCCGAGGAUCGUGACAUAGUGCUCUAUUGUGAUUUCCAUGGACACAGUAAGAAACAGAACGUGUUUAUUUACGGCUGUGAUGCAUUGGACAACCCUCGGAUACGACUCAAGUCACGAGUCUUCCCUAAGAUGCUCUCCAAGAAUGCCCCAGCCAUGUUUAGCUACAAGGACUCAAAGUUUAAUGUCCACAAAAGCAAGGAAAGUACAGGACGUGUAGUGAUGUGGCGAGAGAUGGGCGUGUCCAACAGCUACACUAUGGAGGCCACAUUCUGUGGGUCCUCACUGGGCAGGCUGGCGGGCACUCAGUUCACCAGCAGGGACAUGGAGACUAUGGGAUACCACUUUUGUGAUACUUUACUCGACUACUGUGACCCAGACCAGUCCAAAGUUGAGUCCAUAUUGCGAGGCCUGGAGCAAGAGUAUCGACAGUUGGUGUUGGACAGACUGGCAUCCAUGGGGAGAAUGGUACCCCCUGGAGUGGACCCACUCGAUCUAGCAGCUGACCUCGGCUCUGAAGACGAAAGCAGCGAUCUUGGUAGUGACAGCUCUGAGUCUGAUGGUCCUCCCGUUCACCUCCUCGCCAAGGAGGCACGUAAAAAGAAAAAGAAAAAGCUGAAAACACGACGAGAGCGUAACAAGCAUAAGGCUCUGUUGAAACUCACCAACACUUCCAUUAAAGUACCUGAGAGAGAGUCAACACAGCGACAAACAAUCUUGAUACCCACUGCUUCCACAAUAGAAGACUCUGUUGUGGUGUCCAGUAGUCAGAGGGACAGUGUGGCGGAGGUGGAGGGGCGUGGUACAACAAGAAACCAGACACGGAGUGGGGGAGUCCCCGUAUUUGUACAGGAGAGGAUUGACGAGAAACUUCGGAAACGUUCCGAGUCCGACCUCAUCAAGAGCCCUGAUCAUGCAUAUAAUAUUGAAGCUGUGGCAAUGGAGUAUGCACGACAGAGUGUGUUGGUUCAGGAGGCAGCUCAAUACCCUCGGCAAUCCCUCACUGUCAUAUCACGAUCAGGUGACUGUCCCAUCAGCAUCUCCUCCAUGUCUAUCUAUGAGAACAAGUCUCCAGCCAGACCCUCCAGUAGACUGGGGAACAGACCAUCUCUGCCACAACUAGGGGCUGAGGAUCGCACUACUGGAGGAGCCUUUGCCUCACAGUACGUGGCCCAUCAUCUGGUGAGGGAGUGCCCCUCUAAUCAAGGGGGAGACGGUGGUGGCAGAGUGAACCACACCAAAAGUCUGGCAAACCUCUCAAGACUGUUUAGACAACUCAAACAACAGCCAUUGCACUCGGAGAGAGUCAGGAACAAACUGCUGGGUUCCCUCCAACCAGAGGACAUGAUUGAUUCCAAUAUUAGUCCGACAGGGAGCAAGUUGCACAUGCCCAGUAGUAGAUUUAAGUUCCAGACAGAAACAGUGGAGUCCCCCACACUCAACACACACAGCCUCUCUGAUAAAUCUCUAAGUGGGUCGGAUCAAAAUAUCGCAGCGAAAAAAUUAAAAAUUGGGCCCACCACUCAAAUACAAAGCAAAUUACGGAGCAAAAAAUCCACAAAGUUAAUACUGAAGCCAUCUAUAACUAUCGAACAUUCAAAAGAAAGUUUGACAGUACAUGACAAGAAAGUUUUGGCAGAAGUUCGACCAGUGAAUGGUUUGAAGGGCAGUACUAGCCCCCUCACUAGCUCAUGGGAGAGCUUCAGUAGUCCUAAGGAGUUGUCUUCACGACAGGAGGAGAUACCUAAACUGACCGAGAGAUUACGAGAAGAGGCGGAUUCUCUUAUACAGGCAGAGGUGAACCCCAAGGUUCCAGAUCUCUCUGAGCCGGCCAUACGUUACGAUGUACUACUGAAGUCACUUGGAAUCAAACAACGGAAACAGGAAUCUAGUACACCUAAAUCAGUGUCUGCCCCCGAUCAGCGAGCCUUGUCUGUUAUCCCCCCUCUGACAGCCAACACUCACAUCAUGCCUCAAGACUGCAACUUAGCAGCAAAACCAACUUUCUUAAAAACCCACAGCAAUCCAGACAGGACCAGCAACACUCACGCAAACACUUUAGACAAAGCUAGCAGUUACAGAGGCAUGGAGAGGGACGCUACGUUUGUUAACAUGGACACUUCUAAACCGUCAAGUGUGGUGAGGGAGCACAAGAAACAAGUGGCCCAAGCUGUGGACAAGGUUCAUCAAAGGAGAGACACUACUAAGAGACGUAAGAAGCCCAAGGAUUUGGAUGAGUUGGUGAGAAGCCUACCAGAGCAUUUCCCCACACUGGAGCAGAUCAUCCAUGGGGAGAGGGAGGUGCCCGGGGAAGACUCAGUCCCCAUACAGCCUGCUGAGAGGUACCUACGAUCACAGCCAACAUCAGAUAACUACCUACCAGUAUCACACUCAAGCAGAAUGUUUUCUAGCAAGCCACCAUCAGGAUAUGAACCAAGGCCAAGACCAGAGAAUGGUGCUAGUCCAGCUACUGUGUCUCUGAUGCUGAGUAAGCGGCUCAAACCACGACCCUCCACCAUGUACUCCAGUCUACGCCCACGACCACUUUUAGUUCGCUACUACACCAAGAGAACUGACAAAUUAAACUGACAAAAUAAAUUGUAACUAGAGUUGUGUGUGUAUAUAUUUCAAUGUGUGUUUUUGUGCAAUCAAUUUCAAUUUAAGACAAACACAGGAAGUAAUCGUUUAUUCA